Linum tenue is the source of this 924-nucleotide messenger RNA. The record is from the annotation of a GenBank genome assembly. NCBI's taxonomy places the organism in Eukaryota, Viridiplantae, Streptophyta, Magnoliopsida, Malpighiales, Linaceae.
AUGGCCGGUCUGGAUUUAGGCACAACUCCUCGUUUCAUCCACCACCAGCUCCACCACCACCACCACACCCCCGAUCUCCACCUCCAGAACCCUUCCUCCGCGGGGAACGAUAGUCCCCACCAUCAACACCAUUACCUGCACGAUCUGAAUCGUGCAGGCGGUGCUGGUGCUGGAGACUACGGACUAGUCUUACAGGCUGGUGGUGGGGGUGGUGGUGGUCUGUCCUUCCUAACCGAGACCGACCACCACCACCAGCAUCAUCCUCGUCCCGACGACGAGGAUGGCGGGGACGACGAGCCUCCACAGGGGAGCCACGGCGGCGGCGGCGGGGUGGCUACACGGAGGCCACGUGGCAGGCCGCCCGGGUCGAAGAACAAGCCGAAGCCGCCGGUGAUCAUCACGAGGGAGAGCGCCAACACCCUCCGGGCCCACAUCCUCGAGGUCGGCAGCGGGUGCGACGUGUUCGAGUGCGUGGCCAGCUACGCCCGGCGGCGGCAGCGCGGGAUCUGCGUGCUGAGCGGGGCCGGGACGGUGACGAACGUCAGCAUCCGUCAGCCGGCGGCUGGACCGGCCGCGGAGGCGGGGAUCGGGAAGCUCCACGGGACGUUCGAGAUCCUGUCGCUGUCCGGGUCGUUCCUGCCGCCUCCGGCGCCUCCCGGAGCGACCAGCCUGGCGAUCCUGCUGGCCGGAGGGCAGGGGCAGGUGGUCGGCGGGACGGUCGUCGGCGAGCUGAUCGCUGCCGGUCCGGUCAUCGUCAUCGCCGCUUCUUUCACCAACGUGGCUUACGAGCGGCUGCCGUUGGAGGAGGAAGAGGAGGACGGUGGUGGAGCUGCUGCUGCUGCUGCGGCGGCGGCGGCAGGGUUGCCUUUCCUUAACUUGCCGGUGGAGGGAUGGAGCGGCGGCGAGGGAAGAGCUCCGUAUUGA